AUGCUAGUGUUAUCCCACAUCAACAGAAAAACAAUAAGAUGUCGCUUGCCAUAUGUGGCACAGGCUAUUCGUCAGUUCAAUCUUCCACCAAAUUACAAGCCAAAUACAGCUAUUGUCGAUGACUUACCAUUUGCUAAAAGCUUUGAAAUCUGGUAUAACUCAUUCCAACCUAAUCGAUUAAGGACUUUACAAGAUGAGUUGGUUAAAUUGAUGUUAUCACCAGAGUACGUUGAGAAUACAGGACUUAAACAUAAAAACUUGAAAGUACCAAUUGAUGGUGAAGGAAAUUAUAUAAAUGAACUUCAAUUUGAAAUUGUGAAUAAUUCAGAUUUACCUACCAAGCAUAUAGUGUUCAUCCAUGGUUACGGUGCAUCCUUGGGGUGUUUUGCACGUAACUUCCAAUUGAUCAACAAGCUUCGUGAUUUGAAGCAUAAUUAUACGAUUCACUUCUUAGAUAAUAUCUCAUUUGGGUUAUCAUCUAACCCAAAGAUUAAAGAUGAAUCUGGAAUGGAUAGUAUUAAGAUAACUUCAGCUCCUAAGAUAAGAUUGAAUGACAAUAAGCCAACCGAUCCUAAGAAAUUACAUAACAAGUAUUAUAAACUUAUAGACUCAUAUGAACUUGAUAUAGAAGAAUUUAAGAAGUAUCAAGAUAAUUUCAAACCAAUUUUAGAAAAAAUUGAAAAUUAUUAUUUGUCAGCAAUAGAAAAUUGGAGAAUUAAUUCAAAAAUCGAUCAGAUUGACUUUCUCGUUGGUCACUCAUAUGGUGGUUACUGGUCGGCAUCGUACGCCCUUAAGCACCAGGAGAAUUUAAAAGAUUUAAUACUUUUAUCACCAGUCGGAGUCGAAAGACACGUUCAUUCAAUCAAAAACCCUUUGAAUCUCGAUAUUAUCAAGAAACUUGAUAAUGGAUUAACUCAGUUCAGACCAACAUUGGAUCCUUCGUCGAAUAAUUUCUUAAGUCGUUGGCCAAUUCUAUCAAAUGACCAUAUUAACAAAUGGUACAAAUGGCAAGCAUUACUUCCAAGAUUUUUGAAAUUCUUUGGACCUUUUGGUGUUGAUAUGUAUUAUAAGAUGUGGUAUUUGAAAUUAUUCAAAAUUAAUAAAUUAAUACAUAAAAAAGGUGGUGCUAAAAGAGUAUUCAAGAAUUCAAAUGAUUUGAUAUACGGUACCAAUAAGGAAUGUUUAUUAAUAAUUGAAUAUCUCUACAAUUCAAUUACUUCAUGGACCAAAUCAGAUUAUUAUAUCAAGUAUUUGUUAACUCCAAGUACAGUUAGUAAAUGGCCGCUUUUUGAUAAAUUCACCGAUGAAGAAACUCGCUUGAAAAAACUGGAUAACCCAAUGAAUAUUCAUUUCUUAUAUGGUCAAUACGACUUUAUGAAUGCCGAGGCCGGUGCCAAGUUGUCUGACCAAAUAAAUCAAUUACAAGAUCAACAAAUAUCAAAACUACAUAAAGUUAGCGAAGGUGGUCACAAUUUGUACAUCGAUAAUCCAUUUGAGGUAAAUCAAUUGAUUCACGAUAUUAUUAAAGAGAUUGACUAG
This is a messenger RNA of Hyphopichia burtonii NRRL Y-1933, 1539 nucleotides long. RefSeq lists its product as uncharacterized. Gene Ontology annotation, biological process: cardiolipin acyl-chain remodeling. Gene Ontology annotation, cellular component: mitochondrial inner membrane. Lineage: Eukaryota; Fungi; Ascomycota; Pichiomycetes; Serinales; Debaryomycetaceae. Bases 1 to 1539 code for a protein of 512 amino acids. The transcript has a single exon. Gene Ontology annotation, molecular function: A2-type glycerophospholipase activity. The record is from RefSeq and is a predicted model, not a curated record.